Molecule: messenger RNA, 882 nt
Organism: Alternaria hordeiaustralica
Lineage: Eukaryota; Fungi; Ascomycota; Dothideomycetes; Pleosporales; Pleosporaceae
Exons: 5
Coding region: 1-882 (293 amino acids)
Source: RefSeq, a predicted model, not a curated record
AUGUGGAGGAAAGCGUGGGGCAUGGAUGACUACUUCAUGCUCGUCGGAACUAUUCUCUUUUCAGUAACAGCUGCUCUUUGCAUCGUCUGUUGUCACUAUGGCUCUGGACAGUUCGCACGAGAGCUGCCCACGGUGACGAUAUCCAAAGGAACAAAGCUCUUUUACAUCGCAGAGUACUUCUACGCAGUCAGCGCCAUGUUCGUCAAGAUCAGUGUUGCAGUAGCGCUUCUGCGCAUCGCUGUUGGUCGUCGCUUCUUCACGUGGGCUUUAUGGGCGCUGAUCGGUGCUACCAUGGUUGCCGCUCUAGUUCUGUUCUACUCGGCCAUCGAGAUCACUGCGGACUUUAGUCUCUCGAUCAUGCCGGCUAUUCUGCUUUGGAAUGUCCAGAUGAAGGGAGCUGUGAAAGCUUCAGUUGCUGUCAUGCUUGCGCUCGCUUCUUUUGCCUCAUGUGCUACCAUCGUCCGCCUCAAGUACCUCACACUCUACAGUGACCCUGGCGAGUUCAUGUACAGUACGGGCAAAAUCGGCUUCUGGUCCUUGACCGAAGUCGGCAUUGGCCUCAUCGCCGGUUCGCUACCUCCUCUUCGCCCUCUCCUAUCCCUGCGCAUUAGGGUAUCCGCCGGCUCCAAUACUCCUGCUGCAUCUGGCGGACAAGCAUACCAAUCUGGAAUAAACAAUCGGCAGCCCACCUCGCGCUCCCGCGUGAUAGCCAUGGACACGUUCCAGACCUUGGGCGACAACGACGAGGCCGAUAAUAGUGAUGGAGACUCUCAAAAGAAUAUCAUAAAGGAGACGAAGUUCACAGUAACUUCGGUCAUUGCUGGAGGUCCUCGAGACCCGGGGCCUAUGGCUUGGGAUCGUAAGGAGGGAAGCAACGUCUGA